AUGGACAACGUAGAGAUCAGAAAAAGACGCAGCGCAAGAUCGCCAGCUCCAAGCUCUUUAGUCACACCAUCUCAGCAGGUCAACCAUGGAAGAGACAUCCAGUCAAGAUACAGCGAACUCUCUACCAGCGCCACCAUCAUCUUGACCAUUCUCUUCGGUAUCCUCGUCUUUGAACGCAACGUUCUUGGACUUUACGUCAUCCACAAUCCCAUAAUCGUAGCGACGUGCUACGUGCUAGCAGAACUCUACCCGGCAUCUCACGCAUACCAUCAGAUACUGCAGGGCCUAACCCUCAGUUUCCCGUUCUGCGCAAGUACAUUGGUAUUUGUAGUGUCGAUCUACAAAACAAUCAGCGACUACUGCCCACAAGCGUUUUCGUUGAUUCCGAGAAGACUGCUGCCGUAUACUAUGAGUCUGGGAACGACUAUCAUGCUCAUGGUAUUUUCUCUUGUCUUUGUUAGUCAUCAUUCUCAAAUCAUCGCACAGUUUCCUAGCGGAGUAUUCCGUGUUUCCUUCGUUUUGGGGGCUUUGGUGUACGUUGGCAUGGUCUUUUAUGUUGAGAGCAGUGUUGCUGCUAUCACUCGACCAUGUCAACGCUGA
Messenger RNA from Glarea lozoyensis ATCC 20868, 600 nucleotides. RefSeq lists its product as uncharacterized. The coding region runs from base 1 to 600 and encodes 199 amino acids. NCBI's taxonomy places the organism in Eukaryota, Fungi, Ascomycota, Leotiomycetes, Helotiales, Helotiaceae. The record is from RefSeq and is a predicted model, not a curated record. The transcript has a single exon.